Molecule: messenger RNA, 1140 nt
Organism: Limulus polyphemus (Atlantic horseshoe crab)
Lineage: Eukaryota; Metazoa; Arthropoda; Merostomata; Xiphosura; Limulidae
Product: ashwin-like
Exons: 4
Coding region: 186-917 (243 amino acids)
Biological process (GO): embryonic morphogenesis
Cellular component (GO): tRNA-splicing ligase complex
Source: RefSeq, a predicted model, not a curated record
AACGAAGGACAUUUAUACAUAAAGCAUAGUAAAUAUAUAUUAAGUCACAUUUGUAUUCUUAUUUCACAAAACAUAUUUUUAAUUUUUUAACGUAAAAAACAAUAACAUGAAUUUAUUAGAUGAAAGAUAAAUUUUAAAAAAGCAUUAAAAUUUAUUAAUUGCCCCAUUUACAAAAAUAUAGGUCUAUGCUACUCCAACAGCAAUAUGUUAUUACAACAAGGGUCAUGGAGGAAAGUACAGAUUUAACGAAGGAAAAAUGUAUUUCUUUUGAUUUACAGCAUCCUGAGAUUUUACCAACACAUAUUUUACAAGAAAUAUUUCGAAAGAGGAAUAUCAGUCAUGAAAAGCUCUUGGACAAAGCCAGCUUGGUUGAUCUGUUUUAUAAAACAGUGAUCCCCCUUCCACAACGUCAUUUUGCAGAUACAGUAAGAGGCAGAAUUUUGACAAAAAAACAAAGUAUUCUUGCAAAGAAAAGAAAAUUUCAAGAAAACAACGUACCAGGCCAAGGAAAAAAGAUUAAAGAGGAACAUGACAUGAACUUCAUAAGAGAGAGUAUUUCUUCAGUGCAAAAAUCAUCCUGUUUAUCUUCUGAAAAACCCCAACAAUCAUGUGUGAACUUUGAAAAGAAAAAAAUUAUAUUGAAGAAAGAUUCAGUAAGUCCAAUAAAAGAGCAAUCCAAAUGUGGCUCAUCAGUGAAAAGAGGUGAUGAAAACAGGCAGAAAAUUAUAAAAUUGAUAAACAGUACCCUUAACUCAUCAACUACACCAACAAAUAGAUCAAAGUCAUUAAAAACUAAAGAGUCAUCUCCCAGUAUGAAAACAGACAUCACGUCAAUACUAAACAAGUCCUUAUCAGACGAGUCCUCUAAUGAGAGUCCACCAAAAAAGAAGAAACAUAAUCCCAUCACAUGGCCAUGACUGUUGUGUUAUGUCAUUUUUGAUUUCAAUCAUUUCAGUAGAUAUUGAUAAAGAAAAUAAAAUGUACAUAUUAAACAUAAAAUUGAUGGGAUACUUGGACAUUGUAAUACAGGGUGUCCACACUUUAUUCUGUCAGGUAGGAAGUUUCUCAGUCAAGUAUGAUACUCUGAUUUACCAUUAUGUACUGAUGAUUCAACUUUAAAAUACAGUAACUGGUAAGUUA